AUGCAAUUACAACUGAUCUCCUUUGUUUUGAUCAUCUUGCACUGCAUGGAUUACACUGGAUGUCAGCAGCACAGCACCUCCAGGCACCGGCAACGUAGACAGAUCUCUAGUGUGAGUUCAGGCUGCCAGCAGAGUAGCUGUCUUACCUGCUCUGACUACAAUGGCUGCCUUUCCUGCAAGCCACGCUUCUUCAUGUAUUUGGAGAGGAUUAGAAUGAAGCAGAUCGGGGUGUGCUUGACUUCCUGUCCUCCGGGCUAUUACGGCACUCGCUCACCGGAAAGAAAUAUAUGCACAAAGUGCAGAUCUGAGUGUGACUCUUGCUUCAACAAGAACUUCUGCACACGUUGUCGGAUAGGGUUUUACCUUCACCUGGGCAAGUGCCAAGAGACCUGUCCUGAGGGGCUGGUCCGCAGCGAUACACAAAGGGAAUGUGUUCCCAUUGCAGAGUGCUAUGCAGAAUGUGAGUUAUGUGUGAACAGUGAGACAUGCACCAGGUGCCGGCCUGGCUUGUACAAGCUCAAUGGGCGAUGCCACCACUUCUGUCCUGAUGACUAUGAGCCCAAUGACAAACUAAUGGAGUGCGUACCACAAGUGCACUGUGAAGUUAAUAUAUGGAGUGAGUGGAGUCCCUGUUCUCGAUCCGGUAGAACCUGUGGCUUCAAGAGGGGGCAGCACACCCGCACACGCCAGGUGCUGCAGUACCCAUCGCCUUUUGGCAGGCCAUGUCCAGAGAUCUCUGAGAUCAAAGACUGUUCAGUCAAAAGAAGAAAGUGUCCAGGACAAAGGCUUACUGAUCGAACAGAACGGCGGAACCGCAAUAACCGCAAAGAGAACCAUGAGGCCAGAAGAGAGAGGAAAAGAGAGCGUGACAGGGCUCGAGAUGCGGGUGAUCGCCAAGACAACAGGAACAAAACAGAGCACAGACAUUGGCGAGGUCAUGUCCCGGAUCCUGUCUCGCCUCAGGAGGGCCUUGUACAGUAG
Nerophis lumbriciformis (worm pipefish) is the source of this 981-nucleotide messenger RNA. The record is from RefSeq and is a predicted model, not a curated record. Lineage: Eukaryota; Metazoa; Chordata; Actinopteri; Syngnathiformes; Syngnathidae.